GGGUUCAGUCGCUCGCGAGUCGUCGCCGCCGUCGCGUCCCUCCGCUUACAAGUGCCUAUACGCUCGCGCUUUCUCCGCCGCCGGUCAUUGGGUCGAGGAAGCGUCGCAGGUGCCGAGUGUGUCCGUGCUUCGAGUACUUUAUCGAGUCAGUGCAGUUGGGAGGAUUUUCCGCGCCGAGUGGGCAGAGCAGAGGUUCGAGGCAGCAGGCAAGGCAGAGAGUUGAAAAAAGGACAAGACAAAGCAGCAGCAGGAGAGAAGCAUGUCGGCGAAGGCGAUUCGCGAGGCGACGGGCAAGGACCUGAUCAACCGCAAGCUCGCGCAAGGCACUCGCGCCGCCAAGUGCCGCUUCGUCAGCAUCGACGAGUCGACCAACUGGUCGCAUCUCGUCUCGGAGAAUCCAUGGCUCAGCAGCGAGCGGCUCGUCGUCAAGCCCGACCAGCUGAUCAAGCGCAGGGGUAAGCUGGGGCUGAUCAAGGUCAACGCCGAUCUAGCCCAGUGCCAGCAGUGGGUCGCCGAGAGGCUAAACAAGGACCAGCAGAUUGGCAAGGCCACCGGCAAGCUCAAGACCUUCAUCAUUGAGCCGUUCGUGCCCCACAAGCCCGAGGAGGAAGCCUACGUUUGCAUUUACUCGCACAGGACAGCGGACACGAUUCUGUUCCACCACGAGGGCGGAGUCGACAUCGGCGACGUCGACGCCAAGGCGCUGAAGCUCGAGGUACCCGUCGACUCGGACAUUCCAGAUGAAAGCACGAUUACCAGCAGACUCCUCGCCCACGUGGCCAACGACAAAAAACCAGUCAUCGCUAAGUUCAUUCAGAGCCUCUACAAACUCUACGUCGACCUGUACUUCACCUACCUGGAGAUCAACCCUCUCGUCGUCACGGACGACUCGAUCUACAUUCUGGAUCUUGCCGCCAAGCUGGACACGACCGCGGACUUUAUCUGCCGACCCGACUGGGGCGAGAUCGACUACCCGCCGCCGUUCGGAAGGGAUGCCUAUCCCGAGGAAGCCUACAUCGCCGACCUUGACGCAAAGUCUGGCGCCAGUCUCAAGCUCACGAUCCUCAAUCCCAGUGGCAGGAUAUGGACGAUGGUUGCCGGCGGUGGUGCCUCGGUCAUCUACUCGGACACGAUUUGUGACCUGGGGGGCGCUUCCGAGCUGGCCAACUACGGCGAGUACUCUGGUGCCCCGAGCGAGCAGCAGACCUACGAGUACGCCAAAACCAUUCUGGGACUGAUGACCAAGGAAAGGCAUCCCGACGGCAAAGUCCUCAUCGUCGGUGGCGGUAUCGCCAACUUCACCAACGUCGCGGCCACGUUCAAGGGCAUUGUCAAAGCCCUCCAGCAGUUCCAGCCCAAGCUCGUCGAGCACGACAUAAAAAUCUUCGUCCGAAGAGCCGGACCCAAUUACCAGGAAGGCCUGAGGAUAAUCCGCGAAGUCGGCAAACGCCUGCAGAUCCCAGUGCACGUCUUCGGUCCAGAGACUCACAUGACUGCGAUCUGCGCGAUGGCACUCGGCAAGAAGCCGAUCCCCGAUCCCGAGGCUCAAGAAUUUUCCACGGCCAACUUUCUCCUGCCGUCCGGCCAGGAUGUAGGUCCCUCAGCACCGUCCUCGGGUGCCACGAGCCCCUGCACCCCGACCAAGCAGCCACGCGUCCAGAAGAGCGACUCCGUCGACUCGUCCUUCAAGCCGCUUUUCAGCAGCAAGACCAAGUCCAUCAUCUGGGGUAUGCAGACGCGUGCCGUGCAGAGCAUGCUCGAUUUUGAUUUCGUCUGCAGGCGGACAGAGCCCUCUGUCGCUGCCCUCGUCUACCCCUUCACCGGGGAUCACAAGCAGAAGUUCUACUGGGGACACAAGGAAGUCCUCAUUCCAUCUUACAAGAACAUGAAGGACGCCAUGGCGAAGCACCCCGACGCCGAUGUCAUGAUCACUUUUGCCUCGCUGCGAUCGGCCUACGAUAGCGCGAUUGAGACUUUGCAGUUUCCCCAAAUCAAGACGAUUGCCAUUAUCGCCGAGGGCAUUCCCGAGAAUAUGACCAGGAAGCUGAUCCUCAAGGCAAAUGAGAAGAAGGUCACGAUCAUUGGACCGGCAACCGUUGGUGGCGUCAAGCCCGGCUGCUUCAAGAUCGGCAACACUGGCGGAAUGAUGGACAAUAUUCUGCACAGCAAACUUUACAGACCCGGCAGCGUGGCGUACGUUUCGCGAUCCGGUGGCAUGUCCAACGAACUCAACAACAUUGUUUCCAAAGCAUCUAACGGCGUGUUCGAGGGUGUGGCAAUUGGUGGGGACCGAUAUCCCGGCACGACGUUCAUGGAUCACAUAAUGCGCUACCAAAAUGACCCAGACGCCAAGUUGAUAAUUCUCCUUGGUGAAGUUGGCGGUGUCGAGGAAUACGAGGUGUGCGAGGCGCUGAAGUCCAAGCGCAUCACGAAACCCCUUGUUGCAUGGUGCAUUGGUACGUGCGCGAGCAUGUUCAACAGUGAGGUGCAGUUCGGACACGCGGGAUCGAUCGCCCACUCGAACCUUGAAACUGCAGUGGCGAAAAACGAGGCACUCAAGGCCGCAGGUGCAUACGUGCCCGAUAGCUUUGACAACCUCGGCGACCUCAUACACUCAGUCUAUGAGCAGCUCGUGAGGGACGGUACCAUCGUGCCCGAGCCUGAAAUGCCGCCACCUACUGUACCCAUGGAUUACAGCUGGGCUAGGGAAUUGGGUCUCAUCCGUAAACCAGCUUCCUUUAUGACGUCGAUUUGCGACGAACGUGGACAAGAACUGCUGUAUGCGGGUAUGCCGGUGACAGAGGUUCUCAAGCAAAAUGUCGGCAUUGGCGGUGUCGUCUCGCUCCUCUGGUUCCAGCGCUGCCUGCCACCGAUUUACUGUAAAUUCCUCGAGAUGUCCCUUAUGCUCACAGCUGAUCAUGGACCUGCCGUUUCUGGCGCCCACAAUACCAUCGUCUGCGCCAGGGCCGGCAAGGAUCUCGUCAGCUCGCUCGUCUCCGGACUUCUCACAAUUGGUGAUCGUUUCGGAGGAGCACUGGACGGAGCCGCAAGAAUGUUUUCAGAGGCAUACGACGCAGGUCUCCAUCCUCAAGAGUUUGUCAAUAAUACACGUAAAAAGGGCAAGCUAAUCAUGGGUAUUGGCCACAGAGUCAAAUCCAUCAACAAUCCGGACAUGAGAGUCAAGCUUAUCAAGGAAUACGUUUUGGAAAACUUCCCUACAAAGCCUUUAGUCGAAUAUGCGCUGGAAGUCGAGAAGAUCACCACAACCAAAAAGCCGAAUCUCAUUCUUAACGUCGAUGGAAUUAUCGCGUGUGCCUUUGUCGAUAUGAUGAGGAAUAGCGGUAGUUUUACGAGGGAGGAGGCGCAGGAGUACAUUGAAAUCGGAGCAAUCAACAGUUUGUUUGUCCUCGGCAGAAGUAUAGGCUUCAUCGGUCAUUAUAUGGACCAAAGAAGGUUAAAGCAAGGCUUGUACCGCCAUCCUUGGGACGACAUUUCAUACGUGCUGCCAGAGCAAUACAACUGAGCGAACUUGUCCUUCACUUACUAUCGUCGUCCAUCGUAAUCGCGUAUCAAUUAGAAGUGAAUCUCUACGUCAUAAUGAUAUUAAAUAAUGGAAACUAUAAAAAAUCUAGACGGGAGUUCAUGAAAAAAACAAAGCAAAAAAUAUCCGUACAAGACGAGUAGAACUCACUUAUGUAGCGAUGUUCUAAUCUAUGGAUUUGGACUACGCACUUGCUAUCCCGCGUUGCUCCGAUACAAAGCACUGGCACAUUUUGCACUGUCGAAAGUCCAUUAAUUGCCUUAACGAAAUGAAAGAGAUAAAUUUAUGUUUUGAGAAGUUUUACUCGCUGUGCGACACACACUUACAUUUUAGGAGAGAACACAGGAAAAGAUUAAAAAAGCAUUGGUUUGAUAUGAUCUGUCGACAUUCCAGUUUCUGCAUUUGUUUAACAAUGAACAACACGCGAAUGUGCGAUAAUUGUAUUAUUCGAAUUUUUGUACAUAUAGACGUCGACUCACCUAAGAGCAGCAGCACAAAUGCGGAUUUUUAUUUCGCAUUGCAUUAAACACAUACUGAAAUGUACCCUAUGGGAGACGCGAAAUGAAACUAUUCUUUUUUUUAAAGCUUCGGUUAGGUCUGUGUGUUUAUUGAGUAAUAAGUAGGUAAAAAGAUUUUUGCACAAGAAAAGUGACCCUUUCUGCUGAGAGAUAAGAAUUUAGUAUACAUUUUAUCAAUAUACAUGUAUAAUAUUUAUGUAUGUACGUAUUAUUAUUUAAGAAUUUAUUUAGCGUUCUUUUAAUUCUUGCACUAAAAAAAUAUCUUGUUAACUGUAGGUAAUUCAAGAGAACAAAUUGGUUACUGAUUAUAAUCAUGUUAUCUGUAAAAAAGGUCGGCUGUAGAUACGUGGAUAAGUUGAGAAGGAGAAAUAAAAAAUAAUAGCCGAAUCUGA
Nasonia vitripennis (jewel wasp) is the source of this 4451-nucleotide messenger RNA. It is a transcript of the gene ATPCL, whose product is annotated as ATP-citrate synthase. The transcript has 10 exons. The coding region runs from base 260 to 3523 and encodes 1087 amino acids. Gene Ontology annotation, biological process: acetyl-CoA biosynthetic process; tricarboxylic acid cycle; fatty acid biosynthetic process. Gene Ontology annotation, molecular function: ATP citrate synthase activity. NCBI's taxonomy places the organism in Eukaryota, Metazoa, Arthropoda, Insecta, Hymenoptera, Pteromalidae. Gene Ontology annotation, cellular component: cytosol. The record is from RefSeq and is a predicted model, not a curated record.